Salvelinus sp. IW2-2015 is the source of this 3073-nucleotide messenger RNA. It is a transcript of the gene ints6l, whose product is annotated as integrator complex subunit 6 like. The record is from RefSeq and is a predicted model, not a curated record. Gene Ontology annotation, biological process: snRNA 3'-end processing. NCBI's taxonomy places the organism in Eukaryota, Metazoa, Chordata, Actinopteri, Salmoniformes, Salmonidae. Gene Ontology annotation, cellular component: integrator complex.
AGCGCUAACCCAGCAGUGCUUAGGAAAGACAGAUAGAGUCAGGCAGCGGCAAGGGGUGGCUGUACGACCCUCUUUUGGGGGGGUCUGAUUAUUACAAAAAAAUAUACACACAUAUAUGCAUGCCCCGGCCGCAAGAUAGGUCAUAUGACGAUAAUAGUUAUUUUAGAAAGCAUAUAGCUAUAUAUCUAUACAUUUAAGAUGCCUAUUUUACUUUUCCUGAUAGACACGUCCGCUUCUAUGAAUCAGCGCACUUAUUUGGGUACGACGUAUCUGGACAUUGCUAAAGGCGCGGUUGAGAUCUUUAUGAAGCUGCGUGCCCGAGACCCGGCUAGUAGAGGCGACAGGUACAUGCUAGUUACAUUCGAUGAUCCACCAUACGGAGUUAAGGCGGGCUGGAAAGAGAACCAUGCCACAUUUAUGAGUGAACUGAAGAACCUGCAGGCGUCUGGACUGACCACUCUGGGUCACGCUCUCCGCGCGGCCUUUGACCUACUCAACCUAAACCGCCUUGUCUCCAUCGACAACUAUGGACAGGGCCGUAACCCGUUCUUUCUGGAGCCGUCGGUGAUCAUCACCAUCACGGAUGGGAACAAGCUGACUCACACCUCUGGGGUGCCGGAUGAGCUCCACCUGCCCCUGACCUCUCCACUGCCAGGCAGUGAGCUGACCAAGGAGCCAUUCCGGUGGGACCAGCGUCUCUUCGCCCUGGUGCUGCGUCUCCCUGGGGCAGCCACGCCCGACAGCGAGCAGCUGGGCAGCGUCCCCAACGACGAGUCUGCCAUCACCCAGAUGUGUGAGGUCACUGGAGGUCGGUCAUACUGUGUACGGACUCAGAGGAUGCUGAACCAGUGUCUGGACUCUCUGGUCCAGAAGGUUCUGAGUGGUGUCGUCAUUAACUUUGAAAAGACAGGGCCAGAUCCGCCUCUGGUAGGCGAAGAUGGUAUGGUUGACCCGAGCCGGCCCGUGUUGUCCUUCAGCCCACAGCCCUGGCACAGCUGCCACAAGCUCAUCUACGUGCGACCCAACCCCAAGACAGGGGUGCCUGUAGGCCACUGGCCCAUCCCUGAGUCCUUCUGGCCGGACCAGAACUCCCCCGCUCUGCCUCCUCGCUCUGCUCACCCCAUGGUGCGUUUCACCUGUGUGGACUGUGAGCCCAUGGUGAUUGACAAGCUACCCUUUGACAAGUACGAACUGGAGCCCUCGCCACUCACCCAGUACAUCCUGGAGAGGAAGUCUCCACACAUGUGCUGGCAGGUCUUUGUGAACAGUAGUGGAAAGCACAGUGACCUAGCCCAGCCCUUUGGGUACCUGAAGGCCAGCACCACUCUCUCCUGUGUCAACCUCUUUGUUAUGCCUUACAACUACCCAGUUUGUUUUGCCACUCCUGAUGACCUGUUUAAAGUGCACAAACUGAAGCCAAACCUAAAGUGGCGGCAGGCCUUUGAGAUCUACCUGAAGACCAUGCCUCCUUACUUUCUCUUGCCAUUGAAGAAGGCACUGAGAAUGAUGGGAGCGCCCAACCUCAUCUCCGACAACAUGGACUGUGGCCUCAGCUACAGUGUCAUCUCCUACCUAAAGAAGCUUAGCCAGCAGGCAAAGAUGGAGUCGGAUCGCCUGAUCGUGUCUGUAGGGAAGAAGGCUCCCCAAGAGACUGGGAUAAAGGUGAAGAACCACUCCAACACCCUGUCCCUGGCCCACCGCAAAGACUUCAAGCAGCUGCUGCAGGGUAUCACCGGAGAGAUGUCCCUCCGCCUUGCAGACAUCAACUUCAAGGAGUUUGCCGGCUUUCAGAUUGCACUGCUCAACAAGGAUCUAAAGCCUCAGGCGUAUCGGAACGCCUAUGACAUCCCAAGACGGAACCUUCUGGAUCAGCUGACACGGAUGCGCUCCAACCUUCUGAGGACUACUCAGAAACUUAUCAGAGGACAAGAUGAAGACUACCUUCACAGUAUACCCAUGGUUCAGAUGGGCAACUAUCAGGAGUAUCUAAAGAUGAUGCCGUCUCCUCUGAGAGAGAUCGACCCUGACCAACCCAAACGCCUGCACACCUUCGGCAACCCAUUCAAACAGGACAAGAAGGGGAUGAUGAUUGAUGAGGCAGAUGAGUUUGUAACGGGUCCCCAAAGCAAGAAGAGAGGCAUUACGGGGGACCCCAACUCGGGGGCUGCUCUGAAGAGAAGGCGGAGUAUGUCCCCUUUAUUGCGUCGGCCCCAGACUCCACCAAUCAUCACCAACCAUGUAGUGGGGAAGGGGUCCAAUGGGAACGGGGCCCAGGGCCAGGAUGGCAUCAUCAAGCCCAUCCCACUGCACAAAGGAGCAGUGGGGAACAACGUGCUGGGCACAGAGAGUAACGGGGAGGGGGGUGUGGGGCCUGAAUCAGGGGACGGCUGGCCUGGAAUGGUGGUGGACGGUGUGGGAGGGGGCACAAAUGCACUCAUCCUGGAGGAGAGAGAGAGUGAGAGGCCUGGGAUGUGUGCGGGGGACAGUGGGGAGGACAGUGGCGUGGAGGAGGACAGGUUGGGGGAGGGUGGCCUGGAUGAGCGGCCCCCCUCAGAGAGACAGCAGCAAAGCUGUGAGGGGGACCAGGAGGGAGAGCUGGAGGGAGAUGAAAAUGGAGCAGACCAAGCUGAGCCUGAGGCGGUCACCAUAGCCCCACUAGAUGGCAGCAAUGCUGAGCUGCGCACACGGGUCAUCAAGGAGGUCCGCAAACCUGGCCGCAACUAUGAGACCAUAUUCAGGGCUGCUGAGGAGGUGAAGGGGUCUGUGACGGUCCAGAGGUACUUCAUCCAUCACGCGAUCAAGGAGGCUGCCAGGUUUAAGAAGCGGGUGCUGAUCCAGCAGUUGGAGACAGCUCUGGAGUUGAUUGAGGAGAAGGAGCUGCAGCUCCCUGCUGUCCGCCUUUACAACGACCAUGGUAGAUAGUGAAGAAGUGGCCUGCAGAGGUCCCUGCUCAGAAACACAAAGACAUGUACAGGAACAGGGUACUCUCCUUCACAAGACAUGUACAGGAACAGGGUACUCUCCUUCACAAGACAUGUACAGGAACAGGGUACUCUCCUUCACAAGACAUGGA